This is a messenger RNA of Cuscuta campestris, 881 nucleotides long. NCBI's taxonomy places the organism in Eukaryota, Viridiplantae, Streptophyta, Magnoliopsida, Solanales, Convolvulaceae. The record is from the annotation of a GenBank genome assembly.
UUUUCUCAACUCGCAAUUCCUCUUCUCCCUUCCUCCGACUCCCUCUCCUAUCCACCACCGUUAUUUCCGGCGAUCGCCUCCGUUUUCCGCCUCUCCGUUGGUAAUUUCUGCAGGGAGAAAUGACGGACCAGCUCACCGAUGACCAGAUCAGCGAGUUCAAGGAAGCCUUCAGCCUCUUCGACAAGGACGGCGAUGGUCCCAUCACAACAAAGGAGCUCGGGACGGUGAUGAGGUCGUUAGGACAGAAUCCGACUGAAGCAGAGCUGCAGGACAUGAUAAACGAAGUGGAUGCGGAUGGGAAUGGGACAAUAGACUUCCCGGAGUUCCUAAACUUGAUGGCGAGGAAGAUGAAGGACACGGAUUCAGAGGAGGAGCUGAAGGAGGCAUUCAGAGUUUUCGACAAGGAUCAGAAUGGUUACAUUUCAGCGGCGGAGCUGCGCCACGUGAUGACAAAUCUCGGGGAGAAGCUUACAGAUGAAGAGGUGGAUGAGAUGAUACGGGAGGCAGAUGUUGAUGGAGACGGUCAGAUUAACUACGAGGAGUUUGUCAAGGUUAUGAUGGCCAAGUGAUUCAAUGGGUCACAAGCUUUUGUAUAACCAUGAAUGUAUUGCCCCCACUACUUUUCAUUUCCUCUUCUUCUAUGUUUUGGAUGGUUUAAGGCUUAAGAUCAGAACUGGAGCUAUUGUAAUUCUGUGUCCUGACGCAUAUGUUUCUCGGGCAUGUUCUCUGUUUAAGGUUAAUCUAGUUGACUAUAACUUUAUUGCCUCCCCUGUUUCUCAUGUUACUACGGAGUAUUGCUUAUUUUGGUGCACAUCAAAAAGCUUGUCUACCAUUUCUGAGGUUACAUAUUUGUCUGGUCCAAAUAUAGGCCUUUUUUGGUU